AUGGCUUCCCUGAGAUCAUCUGCUGCCUCGAAAACUGGUUCUCAACUUGGUGUUAAUCAUGGGACUAUUCGGCAUCGAGUGGAUGUUGAACAAGACAAUGAUGAUUUCCGAAGAGAACUUCAAAAAAUGGGAGUUGGACUUCGGGAGGAAAUUCAAGGACUCCGAGUUAAACUUCAGCAUCUGGAGAAGCUUGUUGGGGAAGACUCUGACACCAUAUUACUCUCUGCUGGGGCCCCUUCAUCUGCCGGCUUCUUCAGGUUUCGAACAUGCGUUGUCCUAUUUUUCCUGAUCUUCCUUAAUGUUGCGGGAAGCGCUAUUCUUGGCAUAUACUGGGCGAUCCGUUUCGAUAAGAUGGGAGAUGGCUUCACCGCAGCUGGGUGGUUAGUUGCGAUUGGUACUCUUCUACUGGCUGGACCCAUUGCUUAUCACUACCCUCGAUGUUCGUGCUGGAAAACAAAGGACAACCCCUACAUGGGCAGGGUCAAUACACUGGAAUAG
Penicillium odoratum is the source of this 498-nucleotide messenger RNA. RefSeq lists its product as uncharacterized. Bases 1 to 498 code for a protein of 165 amino acids. The transcript is spliced from 2 exons. The record is from RefSeq and is a predicted model, not a curated record. Lineage: Eukaryota; Fungi; Ascomycota; Eurotiomycetes; Eurotiales; Aspergillaceae.